Molecule: messenger RNA, 5643 nt
Organism: Cladophialophora yegresii CBS 114405
Lineage: Eukaryota; Fungi; Ascomycota; Eurotiomycetes; Chaetothyriales; Herpotrichiellaceae
Exons: 1
Coding region: 1-5643 (1880 amino acids)
Biological process (GO): phosphorelay signal transduction system; phosphorylation
Molecular function (GO): protein binding; phosphorelay sensor kinase activity
Source: RefSeq, a predicted model, not a curated record
AUGAAAUCAUCAAAAUCGUCGCGCAUGGGGAUGCCAGCUCGCGGACGAUCUUCACGCAACAAUGAAGCGCAUGGCUCGUCGACAAAACCUGAAGAUGAUCUCGUCUCGAGGGAGAACAGAAGUGGUAACAACGCGCCUUCACAGACGUCGACACCAGUUCACCACCAAGUCACAAAUGUAUUCGCACGUGAAGGAUCCAGUGGGAUUGAAGCAAUGCGGCGGAGGAUGAGUGCGGCUCUGGCACAGAAACAACAGCAGCGCGCUGCUGCCGCUGCUUCGAGCGGGUCUUCAGACUCCACGAAACAGGACGAGUCGUCGGAGCCUACCGCGUCUCUCCAGCAUACAGAGUCCAGUUCAGAUGAAUCAGUCAACACUGGCGGUCUUUCGACAGACUCUGCCCGAACUAUCAGGGCUACUUUUGACUUGACGCCUGGCUCUGUUAGGACGCCCUCAUAUCCAUUCCCCCGCAUGGCGUUACGGCUCAACCGCAACCUUAGCCACCGUUCUGGUCCUCACCAUAAACCCUUUACCCUGUUGUCUCCCACAAACGAGGCGCCUCUCAGUUCGGAACCUUCACAAGCCCCGCAGCCUCAUCGGCAACCAUCAUCCUCAGAUAUGAGUACCCCGAUAGGUCAGGCACCUACAAGCCCUGCGUACCCUGAAGACCCUAAUUUCCCAACGCCUGAUCUCUACGACAUUAUCCUUAUGCUCAAUGCUGAACCCGGCCUAGACAUGUGGUGGGCCAAUGUCACUGAAAUUUUAUCGGAGAUAUACGGCGCUGAACGUGCGUCUCUCGCCAUUCCGGGUGACAUUACUGACUUGGAAAAUGUACCGUGGGGUCAGAAGGCCACCUACAACAUCAACGGGAGCGAAGGUGUUGAACCUUCGCAGUUCAACUCGACGACGGCCUCCGCCGCCGAUGUCAAUUCCAUAGGACGCCGGCCUGAACCCACAAGCAGGAUACCGAGUGAGGCAAGUUCUGUGCCUAUACGACGCCCACCUCUUUUGUCAAGACAUUCUAUUGCGGGCCCAGCUCCAGAUUCAGCAGCAAGACUUGCCCGCCAACGCCCUCCUGGGCCUGUACGCGCUUACAGCACCAUGCCGAAAGAGCAGGAGGAGGCCUCGGUAAUCUCGUCCGUCUUGCCCAGGUUGACCAGGCAAGCCGCUACUCCUCGAUCUUCGUCUGUAGCUGAACUAGACCCGUUAUCACUGAAGGGGCAGCUCAACUCAACUGGGUCGGCUUCAUCAACCCUCCGCUGUUACGUCCAUCGUUCGAUACAGCCUUUGGAAGCGGAGCCCGACCCGCUUCUUAUCCGCACAGGAGUCGCGUCUCUGUUUGGUAAGAGAAAGCCUGUAGUGUUAACAAGGGCCUAUACCGAGACUGCCCAGAAGCAGUCACCCAUGCUCAAAGGUAAGGAGCAAAACAGAAGCGCACCACCUACGCCGCUAGGAGCCCCGGGUGAGCGCAGGAGCUCUGUCUCUGAAGACUCGCAUGCGUCACAAGGUUUUCUUCGUGCUUUUGACGAAUAUGAGCAGCCGGAGCCCUCUCCAUGGUCGCAGAGCCCGUCACCUUCGCCUGCUGCUCGACCUGAUCCAGCCGAGUCACCUUUCUUCGUACAGCCAACGGCAUCCAUUGACGAAACCGCUUUUGAACAGAAUCCUCCCGCUUACGAUUAUGCAACCACCGCCAAUCAAUCAUUAAGCGCAAUAGGCGCAGAUAUGUCGAAGACACUGAUCCAUGUACCGCUCAUCCAACCCGUGUUGGCCAGGGGGACGAUGGCGUCCAAUUUACGCUUUCCUAUUGCCGUCUUAUCGUUCCUCUCUCCUCUAAACCCGUAUCCACGCAGUUUGCGACAUUCUUUGGAAGCUCUUUUGCCCCAUUUGGCAAGCUCAUAUUCAUUGGCGCAGCAGUACAGCGCGCUCCAAGACCGUCUGAGAGGUACAACAGGAAGCAGACACGGCGCAGCAUUUGGCCUUGGCGGCACAUUUUCCGACGAAGGCUCUGAAUUGGAACUCGUGGCGGAGCUCAGCGGCCAGAUUGCACAGGAUAAAGAAAAUUCCAGGUCAUGGACUUCGCAGGAGGGUCAUAGUCCGGGAAUUUUACGGGACAGUCCCGGUAGCUCCGUAGUGAGCACGCCACUGAUGGAGCAAUUCGGCCUGAGCACAAACCAGCCACCAACGCCAGGCGGGAAGACAGGCGCCGAGAUGGUCGACAGCUAUUUCUCGGCCAGAAGACAGCGAGGCAGUCAUCAGCCGCUCACGCCGGGUCCCAGACCUUCAAAGGACGACGGAGAGCAAGCAAAAUCAUCAGCCGAGAAAUCUGCAGGGUCAAAAUCGACUGGCAAGAAAGUUGUAGGUGGUACUGCGCGAUCACAACCCGAGCCCCAUAGUCCGAUGCCGAUCCGGACAGCAAGCACCGCUUCUGAAAGUGAAGGAGGAGAUCAAUCUUUCGGCACGUUCGAUAGGAUGGACAAUUCACUCCGGCGAAACACGGCUCGACGUGUGAGCGAAAACAAGGACGAUGGUGAGAGGCCGUUGCCGGAGCUGAUAUCCUCCUUAAUGCUCAACGCAGUUCCACUACAGUUAUUUCUGGCCAAACCAAACACAGGCGACUUGGUGUGGACAAAUCGCAAAUUCGACGCCUUCAGGAGUCAAGGGGAGGGCCGAGUGCGUGAUCCUUGGAAGAAUGUCCAUCCGGCAGAUAGAAAUGGACUGGUUAAGCUGUGGAACGAGGCGUUGAGAACAGGCAGUCAGUUCACGCACUACAUUCGCGUCAAGCGAUUCAACAGCGAUAGCGACUACCGAUGGUUCGUAUUCCGCGCAAGUACGCUGCUCAGCAACAACGGUCGGCUUAUAUACUGGAUCGGCUCCUUCUUGGAUGUGCAUGAGCAGUACAUGAAGAAUCUUGAGGCCAGCGAGAAGGAAGCCAUUAUGACCCGCGACAGCAAGAUCCGUGCACUUGCCGACGCAAUUCCGCAAGUCCUAUUCGAGGCCAUCGAAGGGGAUGGUAUUGUGGCCGUAAACCAGCAAUGGCAUUCAUACUCAGGCCAAACCCUCGAGGAUGCGCGGGGAUUGGGCUUCGCGAAACACGUGCACCGCGAUGAUCUCCAUAAGUGCGGAAUACUCUCACCGAUGGAGGUUGCUGCCAUAGUACGGUCACCGACCACGAGUUCUUCGUCCAGCGAGUCAAACAAAACCAUUGGGCCGCCGCCGCCUGCACAGAAGAACCUUUUCUCGCCAGAUCUGACUUCGUUAGACCGCAUGAUCAAGUCAGGGUCGGUGGUCGUGGAGAAGGAUGAGAACGGACGUCUGUCUUAUCUCACAGAAGUUCGGCUGAAAUCCAAAGGUGGCGGAUAUCGCUGGUUUCUCGUAAGGCUUGUUCGAGUCGACACCGGGCUGUGGCAAAGCCAAAGCGGAAAGGCUUCGUGGUACGGGACCUGCACAGACAUUGAAACACGCAAGACUCUUGAGCGAGAGCUGAAUCAAGCAAACGAAAAAGUGCAUUCGGAAAUGGAGUCCAAGACAAAGUUCUUUGCAAACAUGUCUCACGAGAUUCGAACGCCGCUCAAUGGCAUUCUGGGCAGUAUGCCAUGGCUGGUGGACUCGGAACUCGAUCACGAUCAGAGGAGGACAGUAGACACCAUCCAAAACAGCGCGAACAACUUGCGGGAAUUAGUUGACAAUAUUCUUGACGUUACCAAGGUUGAGGCUGGAAAAAUGACGCUGCUCCCAAAGUGGUUUCAUGUCCGCAAUCUUUGUGAGGAGGUGGUGGACACCGUCUCAUCUCGAGCCAUCGAACGUGGAUUGGAGCUGAAUUAUUCUCUGGAAGCUGAUGUCCCCACCAUGGUGAGAGCAGACGCGUUCAGGGUCCGACAGGUGCUGCUCAAUCUGCUUGGCAACUCGGUCAAAUUCACGGAGCAGGGAGAAGUGUACAUGCGAUGUUCAUUCCGUGAGACCGCUCCCGCAGCUGAAACGACCGGCUCUCAGCAUCCCGGCCUCCUCUACUUUGACGUAGUUGACACGGGACGUGGGUUUAACGAAGACGACUUCAAGCGCCUGUUCAAGCAAUUCGGCCAGGUCGGCGGGGCUAGCAGUCACGAGGCUGGCUCUGGCUUGGGACUCUUCCUUUCUAAGCAACUGGUGGAGAUGCACGGCGGAGAGCUUUCGGUGAAAAGCAAAGCUGGAGAAGGCUCGACUUUCAGUUUCUUCAUCAAGGUCGAGAUUGCUCCUCCGGGUUCCGAAGUAACAUCGCCGCCAACCACUGCACGAACUGCACAACAGAAGCACAUCUCGCCCAUCGCAAGGAGCCCUCGGACACGAUCCGACAAUAAGACCCCCACCAUUGCUUCUGCCAGGGGCGCGUUACAGAACGAAGGUGUCAUUCAGACACCUGGCCUGUCCCGAUACGUCAGCUCUCCUCCAGCACAGACAUCGGAGUUGCCGUCACCGGUUGUAUCGUCGCCAUCUGUUGUUUCACCACCUGUUCUUCCAUCAGAUAGCUCAAGUUUAUCGAGGCGAUCGAAUUCGGGCAACAUAGUGUCCGUCUCUUCGGCGACUUCCUUGAUCCGCACGCCAGACUCGGCACCAGCCCACGAAUCCGCGGUCUCUACGGGGGAGCGACGGGGCUCAACUGAGAAAGCCACUCCCACCCCUCCAGCCUUCAAGAGAAGUAAGAGUGACAACGAUGGAAGCGUGCUGGGGCCUGAGCUGGCGCAUCCACACACGUAUUCAAUUGUCAUCAUCUGCCCAGCCGAACAUGCUGGGAUGGCCAUCAAGCAGCACAUUGAGCACGUCGUGCCUCACCAGAUUGCAGCCAACGUGACGACCAUAGCGGACAUCGGCUCGUUUUUGGAGCUCUUGAAUGGCCCUGGGUCGCCUACGUUCACACACAUCGUGCUAGACCUUCCCGCUUCCUCGGAUAUCAUGUUAUUCAUGAGACAAAUGGUCAACUACAAGGCGAACAUAGUGCCUGCGCUGGUGGUCAUAACGGAUCAUUACCAGAAGCGUGAUAUUCUGGAAGACUUUACGGCGCUGACUGCGAGUGGACGGCGAGCAUACAUGAUUCACAAACCGGUCAAGCCUUCGGUGUUCGCGAUGAUUUUCGAUCCGGCACAGUUGCGCAACUUGAGCAAGGACCGGGCACGCGAAGUGGCGCAAUCAAGCUCAGACGACUUCCGCAACAUCGCCAACCUUGUCAAGGAGAAGAUCGGAGGGAAAAACUUUCGCAUCUUGUUGGUUGAAGACAGCGAUGUGAAUCGCAUGGUGAUCCAAAGGUACCUCAAGAAAGUAUCGCUGUCGAACGAUUGCGCCAAGGAUGGUCAGCAAUGCGUGGACAUGGUGCUGGGUAAGGAUCAUAGGUACUACUCGCUCAUCAUUUGCGACAUUCAGAUGCCGAUCAAGAAUGGCUAUCAGGCAUGCACCGAAGUGCGGGAGUGGGAGAGACGUCACGGGUACCGACCGUUGCCGAUCAUGGCGCUGACAGCAAACGCUAUGCCAGAGGAACGAGCAGCAGCGGCUGACGCUGGAUUUACUGACUAUCUCACCAAGCCGGUGGAUUUCAACGUGCUGGGAACCAUGAUGAUGACGCUACUGGAUACCUCCUUGCCACACGUGUUUCUAUCUGAUAGGCCGCCAGAAAAUUGA